Messenger RNA from Trachemys scripta elegans, 1681 nucleotides. RefSeq names its product 5-hydroxytryptamine receptor 2A (gene HTR2A). Lineage: Eukaryota; Metazoa; Chordata; Testudines; Emydidae. Gene Ontology annotation, molecular function: neurotransmitter receptor activity; G protein-coupled serotonin receptor activity. The record is from RefSeq and is a predicted model, not a curated record. The transcript has 3 exons. Bases 178 to 1650 code for a protein of 490 amino acids. Gene Ontology annotation, biological process: G protein-coupled receptor signaling pathway, coupled to cyclic nucleotide second messenger; chemical synaptic transmission. Gene Ontology annotation, cellular component: dendrite; plasma membrane.
CUGGAUUUUUAAUAGAUGCUGAUAUUGGACUACAUGAAACUGAAAACAAAAGUAUUUGAGCAACCAGAAUAACUCCAUCAGUUUUCUCAGUCAUAUUAAUGAUGAAAAAACAAUCAACAAAAAAAGAGUCCCUUCUUUCCACCAGCAUCAGCUUUGAACAGAGGAAUAUAAAGCCUGAUGGUGACAAAGGGUUAUAACUUUCUGUUUUUUCACUGUACAUCCUCCCCGGUUUCAGAUUUAGCAAUGGAUAUUCUUUGUGACGAGGAGAACCCAACUGCAAACUCCUUAAUCCAAUUAAAUCAUGAGCGAAGACUCUACAAAAAUGUUUUUGUGCCUGGAGAGGUUAAUGCAUCUCAUCUGUUUAACUUGACUGUGGACUCCGAAAACCUAACUAAUCUUUCAUGUGAAGGUAGCCUGACUCCGCCGUGUUAUUCAUCACUAUUUCAUCUUCCAGAGAAAAACUGGCCAGCUCUGCUGACAGUUAUAGUGAUUGUUCUAACCAUUGCUGGAAAUAUUCUUGUUAUCAUGGCUGUGUCACUGGAGAAAAAGCUACAGAAUGCCACUAAUUAUUUUCUAAUGUCACUUGCAAUAGCUGAUAUGCUGUUGGGUUUCCUUGUCAUGCCUGUGUCAAUGUUAACCAUACUGUAUGGAUAUACAUGGCCUCUGCCUACAAAACUUUGUGCUGUCUGGAUCUAUUUGGAUGUGCUUUUCUCCACUGCCUCCAUCAUGCACCUCUGUGCCAUCUCUCUGGAUCGCUAUAUUGCCAUUCGAAAUCCCAUCCAUCACAGCCGCUUUAACUCCAGAACUAAAGCUUUCACAAAAAUUAUUGCUGUUUGGACCAUAUCUGUUGGUAUCUCAAUGCCAGUACCUGUGUUUGGACUACAAGAUGAUUCCAAAGUGUUCAAGAAAGGUAGCUGCCUGCUGGCUGAUGAGAGCUUUGUCUUAAUAGGCUCUUUUGUGGCGUUCUUCAUUCCUUUAACCAUCAUGGUGGUCACCUAUUUUUUAACUAUAAAAUCACUUCAGAAAGAAGCUACCUUAUGCAUUAAUGACCUUGGCACAAAGACCAAGUUUGCUUCAUUUAGUUUUCUCCCUCAAAGUUCUCUGUCAUCGGAGAAACUCUUUCAACGCUCUUUGAACAGAGAGCUGGGGAAUUCAGGAAGGAGGACUAUGCAGUCAAUCAGUAAUGAACAAAAAGCUUCCAAGGUUCUUGGUAUCGUCUUCUUUCUGUUUGUUGUGAUGUGGUGCCCGUUUUUCAUCACCAAUGUGAUGGCAGUCAUUUGCAAGAAAUCCUGCAAUGAAGAAGUCAUUGGAGGACUGCUUAAUGUAUUUGUCUGGAUUGGCUACCUUUCUUCGGCUGUCAACCCAUUAGUAUACACACUGUUCAAUAAAACCUACCGUUCUGCUUUCUCACGUUAUAUUCAGUGUCGAUACAAGGAGGAGAAGAAGCCUUUACAGCUGAUUUUAGUGAACACCAUACCUGCUUUAGCAUAUAACUCCAGCCAACUCCAGCUAGCACAAAUGAAGAGUUUAAAAAAAGAGGCUAAAAUAAUGGCCAAGGAUUAUUCUAUGGUUACAAUCGGAAUACAUCCUUUAGAUAGUACCUCAAAGGGCAGUAUUAGCCCAGUCAGUGAAAAGGUUAGUUGUGUGUGACUCUGCUAGCCUGUCAACAGCUGCCAUGGCA